This is a messenger RNA of Mastomys coucha (southern multimammate mouse), 6729 nucleotides long. It is a transcript of the gene Gcc2, whose product is annotated as GRIP and coiled-coil domain containing 2. Bases 102 to 5240 code for a protein of 1712 amino acids. The transcript is spliced from 24 exons. NCBI's taxonomy places the organism in Eukaryota, Metazoa, Chordata, Mammalia, Rodentia, Muridae. Gene Ontology annotation, cellular component: Golgi apparatus. The record is from RefSeq and is a predicted model, not a curated record. Gene Ontology annotation, biological process: late endosome to Golgi transport.
UUGGAGACGCGGGGGCGACCUUUGACCCGCGCUCGGCAGCCUCCGAGGCGGAGCAGCCGGGACUCUCGGAGAGGCGGCUGUGGCCGCGGGUCGCAGGCGCGAUGGAGGAUUCUGCUCAAGAGGCCGUGGCUGCAGCACCCUCCGGGACCCCGAAAUCCAAGCUAGAAACAUUGCCCAGAGAAGAUCUCAUCAAGUUUGCCAAGAAGCAAAUGAUGCUCCUACAGAAAGCCAAAGCAAGGUGUACAGAAUUAGACAGAGAAAUUGAAGAACUCAAAUCAAAACCUGUUGAUGGAGGAACUGAUGAUAUUAUUAAGGUACUAACUGAACGCUUGGAUGCUCUUCUUCUGGAAAAAGCAGAGACUGAACAACAGUGUCUGUGUCUAAAAAAAGAAAAUAUUAAAAUGAAGCAAGAGGUUGAGGAUUCUGUAACUAAACUGGAAGAGACACACAAAGAGUUUGAACAAUCACAUAGAAACUACAUAAAAGAAAUUGAAAGCUGUAAAAAUGAACUGAUAGCAGUGCACACAGAGCACAGCAAAGAAAAGGCCAUCUUACAUAAAGAACUGGAAGAAGCAGCCCGUAAGCACGUAGAGCUGAUAGAACAGCUUAAGGCUCAGAGUGACUCUGAGGAUAAUGUUAAAAAACUACAGGAAGAGAUUCAGAGCAUGACAGCAGCGUUUGAGGAACAGAUUUUAUGUCUAGAAAAGCAAUUAAAAGCUGCCAGUGAUGAAAAACAGCAAGAGAUUAUUCAUCUCCAGAAAGUCAUUGAGGACAAUGCUCAGCACUACCAAAAAGAUAUUAAUACUUUCCAAGAAGAGAUUGUGCAGCUGAGAGCAGCGCACAAAGAAGAAGUUAAUGAGCUGGUGUCUCAGAUGGAAACAUCAGCUAAAGAACACGAAGCAGAAAUAAAUAAACUAAAAGAGAACAGAGUGACACAGUGUGAGGCAAGUGAGAACAUUCCAGAGAAAUACCAAUGUGAACUGAAAAACUUAAAUGAAGGCACCCCAGAUGCUAGCCAGGAGAAUCAAAAUUGCUCUGUGGCCUUACAGGAAGAUCCAUUUACAGAACAAACAGUAUGUGAUAAAGUCAGACAAUUGGAAGAUUCAUUAAAAGAACUGGAAUCUCAACAUAGUAUCUUAAAAGAUGAACUGACUUAUAUGAAUAAUCUCAAGUUAAAACUUGAAAUGGAUGCCCAGCAUAUAAAGAAUGAGUUUUUCCAUGAACGAGAAGACUUGGAGUUUAAAAUUAAUGAACUGUUGCUGGCUAAAGAAGAACAGGGCUAUGUAGUAGAAAAAUUAAAACAUGAGCGAGAAGAUUUAAAUAGACAGCUUUGCUGUGCUGUGGAACAACAUAACAAAGAAAUACAGCGCCUUCAGGAACACCAUCAGAAAGAAAUCUCUGAACUAAGUGAGACAUUGAUGUCAGGUUCAGAAAAAGAAAAGUUAGCAUUGAUGUUUGAAAUACAGGGUCUUAAGGAACAGUGUGAAAAUCUACAACAUGAAAAGCAAGAGGUAGUUCUAAAUUAUGAGAGUUUACGAGAGAUGAUGGAAAUUUUACAAACAGAACUUGGAGAAUCUGCCGGAAAAAUAAGUCAAGAGUUUGAAACAAUGAAGCAACAGCAAGCAUCUGAUGUUCAUGAGCUUCAGCAGAAGCUAAGAACUGCUUUUAAUGAAAAAGAUGCUCUUCUUGAAACUGUGAAUCGCCUCCAAGGAGAAAAUGAAAAAUUAACAUCGCAACAAGAAUUAGUACCAGAACUCGAAAGUACCAUAAAGAACCUUCAGGCAGAUAAUAGCAUAUAUUUAGCCAGUCUUGGUCAGAAAGAUACCAUGUUACAAGAAUUAGAAGCAAAGAUAAGUUCUCUUGCUAAAGAAAAAGAUGACUUUAUAAGUAAAAUCAAAACUUCCCAUGAAGAGAUAGAUGAUCUCCAUCAGAAAUGGGAAAGGGAACAGAGACUGUGUGUAGAACUCAGGGAAGCAGCAGAGCAAGCCGCCCAGCAUAACAGUGAACUGAGACAACGAGUGAGUGAGUUAACAGGGAAGCUGGAGGAACUAGAAAGAGAAAAGAGCCAAAACGACCAAAGCAUCAUGGUUCAAAUGCAAACUAUGACUGAAGACCAAGAAGCCUUGUCAUCUAAAAUCAAGUCUCUCUAUGAGGAAAACAAUAGACUACAUUCAGAAAAGGUCCAGUUGAGCAGGGAUUUAGAAGCUCUUCAGUCUCAACAAGAUUUUACCUAUAAAGAACAUGUUGCUGAAUUCGAAAAGAAACUCCAGUUAAUGGUUGAAGAACGAGAUGAUUUAAAUAAACUGCUUGAAAAUGAGCGAGGUCAGAGGUCAUUUGUCAAAACUCAGUUGUAUGAGUAUCUUAAGCAAAUGAGGGCAAGCAUUUUAGAGGAAAAUGAAGAGGAAGAUGUUGUCAAACUUCUACAAGCUGUGGGUGAAUCCUUAGUGAAAGUACAGGAAGAAAAACAUAACUUGGUCUUUGAAUAUGAUGCAAGAGUAUUAGAAUUAGAAAGUAAGAUUAAGUGCCUUCAAGAGGAGAGUGUAGUUCAGUGUGAAGAGCUAAGGGCUUUAGUAAGAGACUCUGAGCAAGAGAAAAUUCUCCUAAGAAAAGAAUUAGAUGAAGUCACAUCAGCAAAAGAGACCCUGCAACUUGAUCUUCUAGAAAUGAAGAAUACUAAUGAAAAAACAAGCCUUGAAAAUGAGACUCUUUCAACUCAGGUUGAAGAAUUAUCUCAGACAUUACACAGCAAAAAUGAAGUCCAUAAUGAAAAGGCUCUUGUAAUAGAACAUGAAAACCUAAGGCUAUUGCUUGAACAGAGGGAAUCUGAACUCCAAGAUGUGAGAGCAGAAUUGACACUGCUAAAGGAUUCCUUAGAGAAAUCGCCUUCUGUAAAAAAUGAUCAACUUUCAUUGGUAAAAGAGCUGGAAGAAAAAAUAGAAAGUCUGGAAAAAGAAUCCAAGGACAAGGAUGAGAAAAUAAGUAGGAUAAAACUAGUUGCUCUGAAAGCAAAGAAAGAACUAGAUUCUAACAGGAAAGAGGCCCAGACACUACGAAACGAACUUGAAUCUGUCCGGUCAGAAAAGGACCGCCUGUCUGCCUCUCUGAAGGAGUUCAUCCAAGGAGCAGAAAACUAUAAGAAUCUUCUUUUAGAAUAUGAUAAGCAGUCAGAACAGCUGGAUGUGGAAAAAGAGCGUGCUAAUAAUUUUGAACAUCAUAUAGAAGACCUUACCAAACAAUUAAGAAAUUCGACUUGCCAGUGUGAAAGACUAACUUCAGACAACGAGGAUCUCCUGGCUCGAAUUGAGACCCUGCAGGCUAAUGCCAGGUUAUUAGAAGCACAGAUCUUAGAAGUCCAGAGAGCCAAAGGAGUAGUAGAAAAAGAACUGGACGCUGAGAAACUUCAGAAAGAGCAGAAAAUUAAGGAACAUGUCAGUACUGUGAGUGAGCUCGAAGAACUCCAGCUCCAAUUUCAAAAGGAAAAGAAGCAGCUUCAGAAAACAAUGCAAGAAUUAGAGCUGGUUAAAAAGGAUGCCCAGCAGACCACAUUGAUGAAUAUGGAAAUAGCAGAUUAUGAACGUUUGAUGAAAGAAUUAAAUCAAAAGUUAACAAACAAAAACAGUAAGAUAGAAGAUUUGGAGCAAGAAAUGAAAAUUCAAAAACAGAAACAAGAAACCCUACAAGAAGAAAUAACUUCACUACAGUCGUCAGUACAGCACUACGAAGAAAAGAACACCAAAAUCAAGCAGCUGCUUGUGAAGACCAAAAAGGAGCUGGCAGAUGCAAAGCAAGCAGAAACCGAUCACUUACUACUCCAGGCAUCUUUAAAGGGGGAGCUGGAAGCCAGCCAGCAGCAACUAGAUGUCUAUAAAAUUGAGCUGGCUGAGAUGACGUCCGAGAAACACAAAAUCCAUGAGCAUCUGAAGACAUCUGCAGAACAGCACCAGCGCGCACUGAGUGCGUACCAGCAGAGGGUGGCAGCCCUGCAGGAGGAGAGCCGCACUGCCAAGGCAGAACAAGCUGCUAUCACCUCUGAAUUUGAGAGCUACAAAGUCCGAGUUCAUAACGUUCUAAAACAACAGAAAAAUAAAUCCACGUCUCAGGCUGAAACUGAGGGAGCUAAACAAGAAAGGGAACACCUGGAAAUGCUGAUUGACCAACUGAAAAUCAAGUUACAGGACAGCCAAAAUAGCUUACAAAUCAAUGUAUCGGAGUUGCAGGCACUGCAAUCUGAGCAUGACACUCUGCUAGAGAGGCACAACCGGAUGCUGCAGGAAACUGUGGCCAAAGAGGCGGAGCUUCGGGAAAAGUUGUGUUCAGUUCAGUCUGAGAACACCAUGAUCAAGUCUGAACACACACAGACAAUGUGUCAGCUCACAUCCCAGAAUGAAGCACUCCGUAACAGCUUCCGAGACCAAGUUCGACACUUGCAGGAUGAGCACAGAAAGACAGUGGAGACUCUGCAGCACCAGCUCUCCAAGGUGGAAGCCCAGCUCUUCCAGCUCAAGAGUGAGCCAUCCACAAGAAGCCCUGCUUCUUCCCAUCAACCUUCAAAAAGCCUCCGAGAAAGAAGAACCACAGAUCUCCCCCUUCUGGACAUGCACACUGUGGCCCGAGAGGAGGGGGAGGGGAUGGAGACAACUGACACCGAGUCUGUGUCGUCGGCCGGCACACACAUUCAGUCCUUAGAGCAGCUCCUUAGCUCUCCCGACACCAAACCUGAACGUCUUACAGAGGCCUCCUUGUGGCAUAAUGAAUUUACCAAAGAAGAAUUGGCUGAGAAGCUCAGUUCCACCACGAAGAGUGCAGAUCACUUAAACGGCCUGCUUCGGGAGACAGAAGCUACCAAUGCCAUCCUCAUGGAGCAAAUUAAGCUUCUCAAGAGCGAAGUAAGAAGACUGGAAAGAAACCAAGAGCGCGAGAAGUCUGUGGCUAACCUGGAGUACUUGAAGAAUGUCUUGCUGCGGUUCAUUUUCCUGAAGCCCGGUAGUGAAAGAGAGCGGCUUCUUCCUGUGAUAGACACCAUGCUUCAGCUCAGCCCUGAGGAAAAGGGAAAGCUUGCCACAGUUGCUCAAGGGGUCCCUGCAAGCUCCACUGCUGGCAGAGAAAGGAACUGCAAGAGGCAAGAAAGAAAGUCAGUUCAGUAUGACUCAGCUGGUGCUGCUUCACACUCUGGAGUCCACACCAGGCAACUGGAGAUGGAUUUCAGUACGUUACAGCUGUGGAAAAACAUUCCCUGGUGAGGAAGAAAGCGCUCCUCGUUCCUCUGGAUGGGCAUCCUAUCUGCAUAGCUGGUCUGGACUGCGGUAAAUUGAUGGAAGAUUCUUUGGUGACUCAACAGAAAUUCCUUUGGAAAAAAAUGGAUAUCAUUAUUUGAUCAGGAAGUGUGCAUAUCUGCUCACAUCCCCUGAUGACUGUAUAUAUGUAUGGUCCGUGUAUUUAGACUCUCAUCCUAUACUAAAGGACAGCAGCUUGAAGCAAUGGUACCAACUGUCCAUUGCCCUCUAACUUAGCACGCAGCCUCACAGUCUCUGUGAUCUCCGUCCACAGGGGCAGCAGUUCAUUCCUGCACUCGGGAGCCCCGGGAGACACUCAUUUCUACGUAGUACUGUGAAUUUUGAUAGUAAACUAAAUUUUGGUACCAUACCAACUGGGGAACUUAAUCUUUUAAUAAUGUUUCAAGAUUGAGGAAAUGCUUUAUUGGUAAGGUUGCCAUGUUUAUUAAAGGAUUAUGAAGUAAAUAUGCUAUGGUUAAUUAUGAGGAUAAGUUAAAUUGCAAUUCAGUCAGUUGCUUUAAAAUAAACCCCCUCUCCCAUUUCUUAUUUUCACACUUGGCCCUAGUCCUGGUGAUGCGAGGCUGACUGAGCAGGUGGGCCCCACCUCAGCUGAUGUGUUCCAUGGUGUCUCCAGGCUUAGUAUGCUGCCACUGUUUGUAAGCCAUGAGUCGCUUUUGAGAAUUCCGUGUCUCGAAACUGUGACUGUCUUACUCAGCGUUAAAUCCACAUAUGAACCUGGUGCUUCCAGUAUUGUUCAGGUAGACUUACUUCCUAAGCAUGACCCCAGAGAACUCAAGCUCACUACUGCUAAAUAAGCCUAGCUGGAGGAGUGUCUCUGUCCUCAUGUCUCUGGAAAUACUGUAUUGACUAGAUUAAAAUUGUGCUCUUAAAUCGAAUUUGGGGAUUAUAUUUUAAUGUGUAAUUUGUUAAUAAAUAGCCACAUAGUGCUGUCUGGAGUAUUAAGCUUACGGUUUAUUCUCCAAUUUUCAGAAACUACUUGAGUCACUAUGAAUAUUGGUUUCCAACCUGGUUUGGCUGAAAUUUGCUGCUGAUAUGUCAAGUUUGUUCUCUUAAAGUUGUCCAUCUCUCAGUGUUCGCUCCUCCUGUGUUAGACAGACCUAGCAAGUAAAUGUGCUGUUCAAACACAUCCCUCUCAGAGCUGACUCUAGAAGGUGAGGUUCUCCACCUUCACAAGCUGUGAAUGUGACUAUGCCCAGUGGGAUCCCAUGUCAUUUUAGUAGUAGUUAAAUGAACUCCAUGUUUUCUUUGGGCCUAACAUGCCUUUUGAAGUCUGUAUAAACUUGUUUUCAAAUCUAAUCUGUUCAUAUGAAUAUAAUAAAAAUGCCUUUUGCAUGGUAAAAAUUACUUUGAUUACAAAAGACAUAUAUGCUUUUUGUGACCAGCAAUAAGGAACUGUAAUGACUGAUUUCUAUUAAAUGCACUUAACUAUAUAUUA